UGUAACACUUAUUCCGUCAAAAUGUUUAAACUUGUGGUUGUGGCUACCGUCUUGGCGACUGUUUAUGCUGUCGAGUUCGAAUUUAAGAACUUGGAAAUCGGCGAUGUCUGGGUCGGUAUCCAGGGGAAUAGUGGAAAAGAUGCUUUGGAGGGAGGCGGCUUCGUCCUGGCCCCUUCGGCAUCGCGCGUCGUAACAGCUCCGGAAGACUGGGCUGGUCGUUUCUGGCCAAGGACCUGGUGCGACGCCGGCACCAACCAUUGCUUGACCGGCGACUGUGGAGACAGACUUCAAUGCGGAGGUAACGGCGGUGCCCCACCAGCUUCCUUGGCUGAAAUUACGCUGAAAGGAGCCGAUGGUCUCGAUUUCUACGACAUCUCCCUGGUGGAUGGGUUCAACAUUCCAAUAUCUUUCGAGCCUGUCAAUGGACAAGGUGACGGUGGCCAAUAUAGUUGCAAGAAAGCUACCUGCGCUCACUACAUUAAUGACGACUGCCCCGAUGCCCUGAAGCUGAACACCGACAGCGCCGUCGUCGGUUGCAAAUCCGCUUGUUUGGCCUUCAACACUGAUCAGUACUGUUGUCGCAACGCAUAUGGAACUCCCGACACAUGCAAAUCCUCCGAAUGGCCAGUAGACUACCCCGCUUUCUUCAAGAACGCUUGUCCGGAUGCCUACAGCUACGCUUACGAUGACCACAAGAGCACCUUCACUUGUAAGGCCGAAAAAUACAUUAUCACCUUUGGUAUGUAAGAUUUUCAGUUCAUUCUUAUGUAAUAAUUAUAACCGUAAAUUGAAUUGUAUUGUAUUAACGUAUGUAAUUAUUUAAACCUAUCAAAUUCAACAGUGUACACUGUUUUACUAGUUUUUAAUUCAAAAUAAAGUAACAACUAACUCUUCUUUGAUUAAUAAAAGUAGUAGCUGUAUAAUCCUUACACACGAGCAAUAUAUUAGUUAAUAAAGAGUAAACGUUCA
Messenger RNA from Anoplophora glabripennis (Asian longhorned beetle), 969 nucleotides. Its product is annotated as pathogenesis-related protein 5-like. Lineage: Eukaryota; Metazoa; Arthropoda; Insecta; Coleoptera; Cerambycidae. Gene Ontology annotation, cellular component: extracellular region. The record is from RefSeq and is a predicted model, not a curated record. The transcript is spliced from 3 exons. Bases 22 to 747 code for a protein of 241 amino acids. Gene Ontology annotation, biological process: defense response.